AUGUCCAUCCAAGUAUUUGACGUGGUCAAGAUUGUGACGGUGUCAAGGAAUAAGAUCGUUUCAGUGACCGCUGCUGGUGAUCGUGUGUUUGUCUCCUGUAAAGAUGGAAACCUGCUUGUUUACCAACUGGAAAAUACCGAACCAAUCCACUUUUCCGAAAAGAUGACGAUUCCGCAUUUUUCUGAUUCGAAAAAAGGCGUUUACAUGAUGAAAAGCGUUUUAAAAUGGAAUCUUCUCCUCACUCUCACAGACAAGGGAAUUUCCAUUCACAAAUUAGAUAGUCUUGAUAAAAUCGGGAUCUUGCCCAACUCGAUGGGAUCGACGUUCUUUACCCUUGAUGAAAGUCGCCAUAUUAUUGUAGCAGCCAUAAAGAAAAAACUGCUAGUUUACCAGCUUCGUGACGGUCUUCAAGUCUCUCAGACACUCUUGAAAGAGAUCAUUCUUCCAGAUCCAGUCGUUUGUAUGUCCUUUUUAAACUCCCUCCUCUUCGUUGGUACAAAGAGGCAGUACUGUCUUGUGGACAUCAAUCAAGGACGAUCUGUGAAAGAUAUCUGUGACAUUAGUAAAUCGACAAACGUCCCCUUCUGCACUCCGAUCGAGCAGAAGAACUCUUUUCUGGGCUCCGAAUCCGACGCUGUAGAGAACGACACGCGCGAACAAGGCGAAAUGCUUCUAGCAAACGAUCGCAAAGGUCUGUUUUAUGACUUCGUCGGCUCUCCCGCGCGCGGCAAAGGCCAGCAUCUGGAAUGGUCCAGCGAUGCCUCCAACGGAGUGUAUCUCUGCCCCUACUUCAUCGUAGCGACGUCGAACGGCAUCGAAGUCCACAAUUCGUGGAGAUAUCAGCGCAUUCAGAUGAUUCCGUUUUCGUCGCCCCGAUCCAUGGAAAUCAGUCGCUUGCAUUCCGAGAGCGUAGCGGGUGCGAUGGAAGCGUUUUCGUGUUAUGAUGUAGUGGACGGAGUUGUGGUUUGCUCGCAGUCUUCAGUGAUUCUGCUGAAGAUGCGUCCGCUGCAAGAACAAGUGUUUUUCCUGUUUGUUUGUAACGCUCAGAUCAAUAUUCUCAUUUCCGAUGAGUACAAAAACUUCGACGACGCCUUAACGCUUUGCAAUUUGUUUCCUCGCGGCAAGGAAAUGAUCCGCGACCAAUUCAAAACCCAAAUCGCACGCCUGAAAGGCCUCUAUCUCUUCAGCGAAGGGAAAUACGACAAAGCCAUUUCGUUUCUGCAGCGCGGCCAAGUUCCCACGCGCCAAGUUUUAUCGCUCUACCCUUCGAUCAUCCCCGACGAUUUGCCCACGGAUAUGUACGCAAUGCUUCGCGUGAACGACGUGCAGAUCGCCCUAUCCGAAGCGCGUGUUCGCUUCGCGAAUGGAGGAAAACGCGGCGAUCGACGCGCUACUUCCGCUUCUCAACACGCGAAGACAGCAAUUGUUGGUAGACGGCGCUUCAUUCCAUCGUUAUUUUCAUAG
Messenger RNA from Blastocystis hominis, 1464 nucleotides. RefSeq lists its product as hypothetical. Gene Ontology annotation, cellular component: cytoplasm; membrane. NCBI's taxonomy places the organism in Eukaryota, Bigyra, Opalinata, Blastocystidae. The coding region runs from base 1 to 1464 and encodes 487 amino acids. Gene Ontology annotation, biological process: autophagy; vesicle-mediated transport; endosomal vesicle fusion. The record is from RefSeq and is a predicted model, not a curated record. The transcript has 5 exons. Gene Ontology annotation, molecular function: protein binding.